Molecule: messenger RNA, 3081 nt
Organism: Trichomonas vaginalis G3
Lineage: Eukaryota; Parabasalia; Trichomonadida; Trichomonadidae
Product: cellulose synthase operon protein C family
Exons: 1
Coding region: 1-3081 (1026 amino acids)
Cellular component (GO): Ski complex
Molecular function (GO): protein binding
Source: RefSeq, a predicted model, not a curated record
AUGGGUGAGGGUAAGUUAGAAGAUUGCGAAAAGACGCUAAAUUCUAUACUUCCAACCGUAAAUCGAGUUGAAUUUCGUAAAUUCGAAUUGCAUCAAAUGCUUUCAGUGCUAAAGUUCAAACAAGGAAAGUUCAAAGAUAGCAUUGCUUUGGUCAAACAAACGCUAGAAAUGAAGCCAGAAGAUCCAACCCUGUUAAAACUCCUUAUUAUAGCAGAACACAAAAUUGAUUCUUCUGAUUUAGUUAAUGAUUGCAUCAAUGCUCUUAAAAACUGCAAGCAAACAGAAAUAAUUGUCCAAACAAUUUCUGAAUUUAUUCGAGAUUUAGAUAAAGAAGACCUUGACAAAGAAUUUAUUGAGAGCCUUCAGACUCUUCCAGACGAGAAAGCUGCGAAUUUCAUCAAAGCAAUACCAGAAACCGACGAAACUCUUCAAUAUCGUGUUAAAUUGUUGAAAUUGUGUCCUCCUACAGAUGUUGAUAAGUUAGAAGACUUAGCAUAUGCAUUAAAAGACAUGGGCGAAUACGACGAAAGUCUAAAAUACGCACAAAUGCUACCAGAAGAUAAUAAUGAAAGAUUAUUCAUCGAAACAUUGUUUGGAGACAAUCCAAUUGAUACAGCCAAGAAGCACAUCAAUAAAGGCAAGAACCAGUUCGAAAAUUGGAUCAAAAGUUUACAAAAUCCAGAUCCAAAUGAAAUUUUGAAAGAAGUCAAGCUAAUUCCAGAUUUUCGAAGCGGAUACAUCAUGGUUAUUGACUUAAUCAAUGACAGGAAUGUAAAGAACGCACUAAUCGACGAAAUUACGAAGAAAUUUUCCAAAUCAUUAAAAGCAUUGGAAUCAGCAGCCAAAGCAAAGGAAGAACUCAACGAUUACGAAGGAUUUCUAUCUAUUUCGAACAUGAUUGUCUCUAUAAAUGAAGAAAUUGGCCAGAAAUACGUUGUUCGCGCUUUAAUUAAAUUGAAUCGUCUUGAAGAAGCACAAAAACUCAUUGAUAAUGGUGUAGAACUUUCAUUAAUCGAGAAAGCGAAGUUUGCUGUUGAAUUCUGGAAGACGGAUAAAGAUGACAAUCGUUUACAUGAAUUGUUGAAAUAUCCUUAUACGAAAGAAUUUGCUGAAAUCAAAUCAAUGGCUGCUUUUUAUCUUGGAAAUCAUAUUUCUGCUGAAACAGCUAAUGAUAUAUUUACUAAUUGUUUGAAAGCAGAUAGAGAGAAUUGCAAUGUUUAUGCUUAUUUCGGAAAUUAUUUAAUUACUGUUUUAAAUGAACAAGAAAAAGGAAAAUUUUUACUUAAAAAAUCAUAUGAUUUGGGAUAUAGAGGUUCCGAAUGUCUUGAAAUCAUUGUUGAUGAAUGUAUUAGUUCUAAUCAAUACGAAGAAGCAAUAAAACACUGUCAACUUGUUAAUGAAAGUUGGGCAAGAUUUAAAUCAGGUUUGUUGUAUUUUAAAUUAGGAAAAUAUGAAGAUGCUUCAUAUCAACUCCAAUUGUAUACAAAAAGGAAUCCUGAUGAUUUCAAUGCAUUGACUGUUUUGGGAUAUACUUAUAUGUCUAUGGGUCGACUUGUUGCUGUUUCUCAAAUUGCAGAAGAAUUAGAAAAGAUUGGUCAUCCAUGUAAAGAAUUACAAUACAAAGUUGAUUGUAUAUAUGGUAAAAAAUUGUCUGAAAACAUAAUUGACCAAGAAACAGUUCAUAAUCCUCUUUUGUUUGGUCCUUCUCUUUAUCAGACAAUGGAAUUAAUGAAAAGAUUGUUUAAUUUUAAUAGAUAUGAAUCAAUUAUUGAAGUUAUUCAUCAAACAGAAAAUUUAGUUUCUUCUCAUGUUUUAGAAUUUGGUGAAAAAUUAUCUUCUGUUCUUAAAUCAGCCGCUGAAUAUUAUUUGCUCGCUUUCAAAGUAACAAAAGAAGGAAAAUAUGCUAAUGAAUGUUUGAAAUUAUUUAUGAGACGUGCCGAAAAAGAUAAAAGAGGUGAAUGUUUUAUUGAUGUUGCAGAAGUUUUAUCUUUACUUGGAAAGACAGAACAAUCAAUAAUUGUUCUUAGAAGAGCUGUUAAAGCAUUCCCAGAUAACGCUUAUGUCUGGAAAUCUCUUGGCAUCGCUUUCUUCAUGACAGGAAAAAUCUCAUUUUCUCGUCAUUGUUUCUGUGUUGCAGCGAAAUUAUCUGAUGAAACUGAAAAAGCGAAUGUUCUUAACUGUUAUGCGGCUUUGUCUUAUUUCACAAAUGAUAAUGAAAUGAUGUCUCGUGCUUCAGAAGAAGCGAAUACACUAGAUCCUAAGAACGCUUCUUCAUGGGAACACAAAUCUAUUUGUGGAACAAUUGAUCCUUAUCAUGGACAAGUUCUUUCUUUUACACAUGGAAAUCAGAAGUAUUCUAUUGAAACAUUGACUGAAUUGGCAAUCAACGCGAAUAAACCAUUCGAAUCUCUCGGAUACGCGUUUAUGACUCGUGAUAAAACAAAGAUUUGUUUGGCUCUUGAAGCAUGCGGAAAAUACAAAGAUGCUUUCGAAUUCACUGAAGACGAAGAAACAAAGGAAAGAUUGAAAUUCCUUCUGGAAGAAAAUGAUAAAGAAAAUGUCAAACACUCAACAAGAUUUAAUGAACUUAUUUCAGGAAUUGAAGAAGCUUCAAAAGCUAAUGAAAUUGAAAAGAAAGAGGAAAUUCUAAACGGUCUCUAUUCAAAUACAGAUAGAAAUUUCAAAGAAUUAAUUGACCAAUUAAGAUAUCACAUUAAUCUUGAUUCAUUACAACCUGAAAAUUGUUUUGGAUACACAAGAGACCUCACGAAACAAAGCGAUGCAAAGAAUGCAGCAGUUGAAACAUUCAAUCAAUACAAGGACUACUACAAUCCUCUCGUUAUCAAGAACUACAUUAUACAAGUUCUUAAAACUAAUGAUACAUACGAAAUAAUUGCUCCAUGGUCAGAAAUACUUCUUAAGAUGGAUGCAUCUCGUGACAACAUCCUUUUGCAAGCUUUGACAAUGAUUUUCACUAAAGAUAAUCAAUCUGCUGCAAAAUAUCUACAACAAUACAUAACAUUGAAGCCACAAAUGUAUAAGAAGAUACUUCCAUUGAUUAGAAAACUUAAUAAUCAAUAA